This is a messenger RNA of Rubroshorea leprosula, 961 nucleotides long. The record is from the annotation of a GenBank genome assembly. NCBI's taxonomy places the organism in Eukaryota, Viridiplantae, Streptophyta, Magnoliopsida, Malvales, Dipterocarpaceae.
GUGCCUUGUUUAAGCUCGUCAUUGUUCACGCCAAACCUUUUGCUACUACUACCGUCGGCCUUCUUCUUCUCUCAAACUUAGAUCUGGGUUUUUCUCAAACGAAAGCCCGAUUCUUCAACUUCAAUUUGGUCCCGCAGAAUUGGGGCGCAGAUAUCUGCAAAACAGAGCGAAGAUGGAGGUUUUCCUUCUUUCUUUUUUAGGGCUAAAUGGGGUCCAUGACAAGUAAAAAGGAAUAAAGGGUGACACGGUGUGUGAAAAAGAGUGAGAUUCGUACACAUCAGCAUCCAGCGCGUGAAAAAACGACACGCUGGCACGAGGUCUAUCCAUUAAUUCGAAGUGCUCAGAUUAUGCAUCACUUUGAGGAGGAAGAGGCGCCAACAAUGAUAGUGAUCAAAAAUGAGAAGUGCCCAAUCCAGAUUUUGAUGUCUGGCUGAAUAAUGAUGGGCUGCUUAUAAGUUGGCUACUUGGAACCAUGAAUGAAGAAGCAUUAAGUCUUGUUGUUGGAUGUGACUCGACUUUUCAAAUCUGGAAAUGCUUAGAGGAUCAUUACCUAGCAUCAACAGAAGAGCAAGAAAUGCAGCUCAAGGGACAAUUGGCAAUCAAACGAGGAGAUGGUGAAUCUCUUGAAGAAUUCAUCAGAAAAUUCAAAAGAACUUGUGAUAACUUGGCUACCAUUAAAAAGCCUUUAGAAGACUUAGACAAGGUGUUUCAACUUUCACGAGUUGUAGGAGCAAGAUACCAACCUUAUAAUCCUGUUCUAUCCAAAACUCCAUAUCCUACUUUUAAUCAAUAUACUGCUGGUUUACAACAUAAUGAAAGAGACUUGCAGAAUGCAGAACAAGAAAACAAGGAUAAAAUUCCAGUUUAUGCUCAAGCCUUUAUUGCACAUAGGGGGAGAGGACAUCAACAUGGCAGAGUGUAAUAUCCCAAAAUUUUCAAUAAAUAAAUAAAAAUCUAAGUU